Molecule: messenger RNA, 3217 nt
Organism: Eruca vesicaria subsp. sativa (arugula)
Lineage: Eukaryota; Viridiplantae; Streptophyta; Magnoliopsida; Brassicales; Brassicaceae
Source: the annotation of a GenBank genome assembly
AAAAAAUGUGCAUGAUUUGAUUUGACCAUCUAGCUUUGAAGCGAGGGAGAGAGAAGUAAGAAGAAGAAGAAUCAAAAAGCGUCGGCCUUUUUCUCGUAGCUAUUGAAUGAGUUACCGAUCCACGAUCUCGUCGGCGAGCUCAGAAUCUCAAGAAGGAAUCCAAAUCUAAAUUAUCUCAUGUCUUUCUCCUUCUUCAAGCCAUCAAGGCCUAAGACGCCUCAAGAGGUCGUUAAGGCGAUCAGAGACAGCCUCUUGGCUCUUGACACCAAAACCGUCGUCGAAGUUAAAUCCCUCGAGAAGGCUUUGGAAGAAGUUGAGAAGAAUUUUUCAUCUCUGAGAGGAAUGCUAUCUGGAGAUGGUGAUGCUGAGCCAAAUGCUGAUCAAGCUGUACAGUUAGCGUUAGAGUUUUGCAAGGAAGAUGUUAUCUCUCUUGUUAUCCAUAAGCUACACAUUUUGGGAUGGGAAACAAGAAAAGAUUUACUGCAUUGCUGGUCGAUCUUGUUGAAGCAAAAAGUUGGGGAGACUUAUUGCUUUGUGCAAUACUUUGAAGAACAUUUCGAGUUGCUUGACUGUUUGGUUGUAUGCUAUGACAACAAGGAGAUUGCUCUGCAUUGUGGAAGUAUGCUUAGGGAAUGCAUUAAGUUCCCAAGUCUUGCUAAGUAUAUUCUAGAGUCUGCUUGCUUUGAGUUAUUCUUCAAAUUUGUGGAAUUGCCAAACUUUGAUGUUGCUUCUGAUGCAUUUUCAACAUUCAAGGAUCUUCUCACAAAACAUGACACUGUCGUCUCUGAGUUUCUCACCUCUCAUUACCCUGAGUUCUUUGAUGUUUAUGAAAGGUUUUUGACAUCAUCUAAUUAUGUGACAAGAAGGCAAUCGUUGAAGCUUCUUUCGGAUUUCUUAUUGGAGCCUCCAAAUUCCCACAUAAUGAAGAAAUUCAUCUUAGAAGUUCGUUAUAUGAAAGUGAUCAUGACACUUUUGAAGGACUCGAGCAAAAAUAUUCAAAUCUCUGCCUUCCAUAUAUUCAAGAUCUUUGUUGCGAAUCCUAAUAAGCCACAAGAAGUGAAAAUCAUUUUGGCAAGAAACCAUGAGAAGUUACUUGAACUUCUUCACAACUUGUCCCCUGGUAAAGGUUCUGAAGAUGAUCAAUUCGAAGAGGAAAAGGAGCUGAUCAUCGAGGAGAUUCAGAAAAUGUCUCGCCUGAAAAACCUUGAAGUUUGAACAUUCUUUGGCUUGUCUCUCCCCUUCCCUUGCGGUGAUUCCUGAGUCCUGUAAAAGAGCUUUCUCAUGAUGUCUAUGUCGAAGUUUCAUAACUGUAUGAAACUGCUUGUUUUCAUAAUACAUGUAGUAAUGUAACUUUUUAUUCUCUGUGACAAAUCGCUGAGUUGCUCUGAUACCAUGACUUUAAAAAGACCAUAACACUUUGUUACCAUUUAAUAAUUUGGAUAUGAAUAUUGUGCUUUUGUAUGUAAUCUUUGAAAUGGAUAUAGUUCAUUCAAUGGAACCAUUUUAGUUAAUAUUUCCCAAAAAAAAUACAAAUCUUCAAGAAAAUGAACUUGACCUUUUUGUUGCUGUUGAUGAAUCAACCUAAUGUUACAAUUCUAAGUCACACAAGGUACUUCUUUCAAGCAACCUCUAGAAUCUCAGUUAAAGAAGCUGCAACAGUGUCAGACAUCUUCAAAUUCCUCACCUUUUGAAAUGCAGCAUAAGUCCUAUCAGAAGGCUUCAGCCCCAAGGCCUUGAGCUCCUUGAACAGACUAAUCCCUUUCUCAACCUUAUUCUCCUUGCAAAACCCUUGAACCAAAGCGUUAUAAGUGAUUGCGUCAGGUCUAACCCCUGUCUCACCCAUUUUCUUGAAAACCUCAAACGCCUGGUCUGCUCUCCCAUACGAGCAAAACCCUGUGAUCAUCGUAUUACAGCUCACCGUUGUUUCUCCAUACCCAUUUCUAAGCAUCUCAUUAUAAAGCUCCCUAGCCAACACAACUUCACCUCUUUUCAAGUGUGCAUGUAUCAUCACAUUAUAAGUAAACUCAUUAGGCCUCAUCCCUUUCUCUAUCAUCUCAAACCAAAGCUUCCUCGCACUCCCAAACCACCCCAUCUCACACAACCCAUGGAUCAUAGUCGUAUACACAACCCUAUCAGGUGCAUAGCCUCUCUCCUUGAGAUUAUUGAACACACAAAACGCCUCCCUCUGCUUCUCAUUCUUACACAACCCUUUGAUAAUCUCCUGGUAAGUAUAAAUACUCGGCAAAUGGUUCCACGCAAUCAUGGUAUGAAGAAUCUCCGACAUAGAAGCGUAGUUCCCAAUCUUACAAAAACCAGAUAUCAACCUCGCGUAGACACCAUGUCCUGGAUCAAGCCCUUGUCUCAAAACCUUCUUGAGUAGCUCAUACCCUUCUGAAACCUCACCACCGUCACACAAAGCUUGAAUCAAACACUGUAUCCUCUCUAAAUCAACAACCUCGGGCUCUUUCAUCUCCUUGUGAAGCUCCCAGAAGAGAUCUAGUUUCUUAGCUUUCAAGCAACCUAGUAAAACAGCAUUACAAGUAGAAACCGAAGGUUCUUUGAGUUGAGUAUAGACUCGGAUACCUUCAUCAACCAACCCAUCUUCACAAAGACACUUCACGUAACGCUCUAGCAACGUUACCUCAGGGCUAAAACUGGUAGUAUCAAGAAAGCUUUUGGCAGCUUUAACAGCUUUAGCAUCUAAAAGAGCAGCGAAGAGGAGGCUUAAGGAGACAGGAUCAGGUUUGUAAUCGAAAGUGGAGCAAAGCCAACGGAAGAACCAGAGGGAAAACAUAACGUUGUUGUUGUUGUUGUUAUGUAAUGUCAACAUUUGUCGGAGAAAGAGAGGAUCUGCGAAGUUAAAGGAAGGGAAAUCAGAUACCAGAGUUUGCUGCCAUCUGUGUCUCUCUCUGAUGAUGGUGGAUACGGUUUUAGCCAUUUCCGUAUAGGUGGAAGCCUGAUGAUGCUCAUCGGACUUGGGUUCAGUAGUAUUAGCGCGAGAAGGGUCGAGGGUUAGAGUGCGUAUCUGGGUGGUGUUGGAGUGGUUUUGACGAGAUGGGUUUCUGAUGAGAGUGAUGAGAUAUGACUGACCUCUACUCAUGAUUGAUGAAAGGAUGGGUUUUUGUUAUUUCCGGGAGAAGAAAGGAGAGUGCUUUCGCCGGAACCCUAGAUUUUGAUGAUCCCCAAUUUGAUUUUGAUUUUCAUGAAAGGUUUUGAC